AAGAGGGAGUGGCCCAGUUCUGCCUGUGCCCAGAAGACAGAAAGUCUGCCUGUAGAAUUGCACUGUUUGAUCUUAAGGAAAGAAAGAGAUGCCUAAUACUAAACAAUCUUCAGACCCAGUCCUAACAAGUGUUUUCAUGGCUAAUCUGAUAUUCUUCAUUUGGUUCUCAAUGUUACUGUCUCUAACAUACAGCCAAACACAGAAACAGGAGGUCACUCCUGCUCAAGGAGCCACCAGUCAUUGGUUUGCUUUGUUGAUAGAAGAUGAAGCCAGUGUUGCAAGUGCAGAUUUCCAGAAUUUCAAGAAAGGAACCAGGGCCCAACCAGAAGUUUUGCCAUAUGCAACUCUUCAGACAAGUCCAGAUUCUCCUAUUAAAAACAUAACUAUAGACCAUGUGGUUGACACAAUGUGGUUGAAUUGGAUCAAUGUGGAGAAUGUGAAUAACAUCAACUGUACUAUUAAAGUCCUCUCAAAAGUGGUAUAUAAGACGGAGGCAAAAAACAACAGCAGGUGCGAAAUAAAAAGUUUCCAUAGCUGGUGCCAAGGGGUAGACUUUGUAAUUGAGGGAUUUGCUGGGAAAAGAUUUUCAAAAACUGUCCAUCUUCCCCAAAGAGGAGAAGAAGGAACCACUAAAGAAAAUGUAUCCUGUGAGAUUCAUAAGGCAAAUUUCAUGGACUGCAAAUGGACAGUGAGGAAAACUCCAGGAGAUAUCCAUUAUCAAUUUUUUUACUCACAAUCCCCAAUGACUUUUGUGGAUAGAGAAUGUCCAAAUUAUAAGACAGAUUUUGAAGGCAGACGUGUUGGAUGUCAUUUUGAUAACCUCUCAGGAUUCCCAAACCCUUACCCAUAUCACUUCCUAGUGAUUGGAACUCACAAUGGAAGGGAAGUCCAGUGUACUGAUGACAACAUUUCACUAUGGGAUAUUGAAAUAUUUAAACCACCAAAUGUCACUAUAGACUGCAAAGAUCUUAAUUGUAGUUUGCAGUGGCAGGCACCCAAAACAAUUUUUCAAGGUGAUGAAGAAAACUUUGACUAUCAACUUCAAAUUCAAAAGAUUGCUGACAAAAAUAUGUCUCCAGUGGUCCUUAAGGUUAGCAAAACCACAAGAUAUGAUUACAAAAUUAAUUAUGGAAAAUAUACUGUGAAAAUAAGAACAAAAAAGAUCUUUCAUGAAAAUUGGAGUACAUGGAGUGAGCCUCAAGAAUUUGCAGGUCAGGAAGUCCAUGAAGAUAAUCUUCUGCCAGUAUUAAUGGUGUUACUUCCUGGAAUUACUUUCAUUAUAGUGCUCAUUGUGGGCUAUCUCUGUAAAAGGUAUUAUGUGAUCCAAAAAAUAUUCCCUCCUAUCCCCCAAAUUAGAGACCAAGUCAGUGACAGUUUUCAAAAAUAUGUCGAGGUGGACUGGGAAGAAAAUAAAAUACUUCCAGAACAAUGUAAAAUUGAAGAGAUACAGGUCACAUAAAAAAAGAAACUGUGCAUAAAACUAAACAAAAUAUUUCAUAUUCCUAGACAUUUCUUUUCUGAUCUCUUUUUUCUAACCUUUUCUUUUUUUUUCUUCCAAAUAAUGUUUUAGUUACACACAAAGUGGAAUGUGCUGGCAAAUGGCCCUUUGGAGAAGAAAAAAAAAAUAACAUACUCAAAUCUUUGUUCAUUUCUAAGUCAUAAAUGCUUAAACCAAAAUUUUAACAAUCUAGCAUUCAUGAGCCUGUUUCAGUUUACUCCAGUGCAUUUUUGGACAUAUAUUCGCUUAAAUUAGAUUUUUGGAAAUCUCAAUACCAGAAUAUGGUAGUAUGUUCUCCCUUUAGCUAAAUUAAUGAUUUGGUUUUCUUUUUUUCUUCUGAACUUAAAGACAAAAGAAGCAAAUAUAAAAAAAAUGUCCAUGUAGACAGCAGAAUACAAAAAGAGGAUUUUAUAAAAACUGUGAAUCUUGAUUCCAUAUUACUUGCUUAAAAACAAAAUACAUCAUUUUCAAAAUAGAUCUUCUGUUUCCUUCUGUACUCUUCUGUGCAUUUUAUUUUCUUUUAUUUUUUGGAGCUUCUGUGAAUUUUAAAAGACUUCAGUGGUUCUCUUUUUUCAUCAUUAUUGCCAAUUCUCUUUCCUCUCUAUUCUUCCCCCCAAUUAAAAACUGAAAGGAAAAUAAAAACUUUUGCAAUAAAAAAGCAAAACGAUAGCGCCA
Antechinus flavipes (yellow-footed antechinus) is the source of this 2173-nucleotide messenger RNA. RefSeq names its product interleukin-3 receptor subunit alpha-like. The transcript has 13 exons. Lineage: Eukaryota; Metazoa; Chordata; Mammalia; Dasyuromorphia; Dasyuridae. Gene Ontology annotation, molecular function: protein binding. Bases 89 to 1459 code for a protein of 456 amino acids. The record is from RefSeq and is a predicted model, not a curated record.